CAAUGAGAGCCUUCGCUGGCGCUGAGGCGGAGCCUGGACUGUGAGGAACCGGCAGAAAAGCCAUGAACUCUUUAGAACAAGCAGAAGAUCUGAAGGCUUUCGAGAGGAGACUAACGGAAUAUGUGUCCUGUCUACAGCCAGCUACAGGCCGGUGGCGAAUGAUUUUGAUCGUGGUGUCAGUUUGCACAGCAACCGGAGCUUGGAACUGGUUAAUAGACCCAGACACUCAAAAGGUGUCCUUCUUUUCUUCGUUAUGGAAUCAUCCGUUUUUCACCAUCAGCUGCAUCACUCUCAUCGGCUUGUUCUUUGCUGGAAUACACAAACGAGUAGUCGCACCGUCAAUUAUCGCUGCACGCUGCCGGACAGUGCUAGCAGAAUACAACAUGUCUUGUGAUGACACGGGGAAACUCAUCCUGAAGCCACGGCCUCACAUCCAGUAGCAGAUCUGGAGCUGAAUGUUUUUGUCUUUUUUUUUUUUUUUUUCCUCUGUCCAGUUUUGUUUGAAAUAUAAUACUUCUACUAUUUUAAAAAAACCCUACACACACUCGCACAAAGAGUUUUACUUUUCACCAUACAUCGAGUGUCUGUAUUUCUAACGCUGUUCUUUUAUUGUGUGUCUCGUGGGAAGUGUUUGCGAUUUUACGCAAACGGCUUAACACGGUAACUAUUAAAUACACAGAUCUCUUAAUUAAAGGACUUUAUACAUCUGAAAGAGACUCUGUUACAAUCGAUAGGUUUUGUACCCUAAACCCCAUUGUAUAACUACAUCUUUACAGAUAAGAGUCUUUUAAAUUGUAGAUAUGAUUCAGUGAAUUUGAUUUUAUGCAUGUGUACGUUAUUUAAAACCAGAUGUGCUGCUUUAUUUUCUAUAUUUGUAGGUUUUUGAAAGGAUCUUUCUGAUAUCGUUAAUAAAAAAUGGUUCCCUUUUUUUGUGAUAAUUUUGUA
Tachysurus vachellii is the source of this 945-nucleotide messenger RNA. RefSeq names its product CTD nuclear envelope phosphatase 1 regulatory subunit 1 (gene cnep1r1). Bases 63 to 440 code for a protein of 125 amino acids. The record is from RefSeq and is a predicted model, not a curated record. NCBI's taxonomy places the organism in Eukaryota, Metazoa, Chordata, Actinopteri, Siluriformes, Bagridae. The transcript is spliced from 6 exons. Gene Ontology annotation, cellular component: cytoplasm; Nem1-Spo7 phosphatase complex.